This is a messenger RNA of Helianthus annuus (common sunflower), 750 nucleotides long. RefSeq lists its product as uncharacterized. Lineage: Eukaryota; Viridiplantae; Streptophyta; Magnoliopsida; Asterales; Asteraceae. The coding region runs from base 80 to 745 and encodes 221 amino acids. The record is from RefSeq and is a predicted model, not a curated record. The transcript has 2 exons.
AAGUCCUCUUCUUCUUCUUCCUAAAUCAUUCAACAAGUCAAUACAGAAGUAACCGAAGUCAAGAAAAUCUCAUACAAAAAUGGGCUACUGGUCAGCUGCAAAUGCCACUGAAGCAUACAUCAAAACCAUGAAAAUGGGUAAGAGAGCAAACGAACCAGAUGUAGCCGAAUUCAUCUCAGCAAUUGCAGCUGGAAACAAUGCUCAACUUAUGGUGGUUGCAUGUGCGGCCAUGGCUGGUUUGACCACGUUAGGUCUCAUAGCGGCAUCUCAUCAGACAGGUGGUAGGUUGGUUUGCAUUGUCAAAGGGAUUGAAGAACUCGAGUCCUCCAAGCACGCCCUUAACUCAGACGCCGAUCAGGUUGAAUUCGUUGUAGGAAAUGCUGAAUCUCUGUUGUCAAAUGAAUACAAAUCCGCAGAUUUUGUGGUCAUUGACUGUAACCUAGAGAAUCAUGAAGGCAUUCUUGGAGCCAUACAAAACAACAGGGAAAAGAGUACAAUUGUGUUGGGGUGUAAUGCAUAUUGGAAGGACUCAUGGGUGUGGAGCAGAUCAAACAGUCAUUUGUUUCCAAUUGGAGAAGGGUUGCUGUUGAUGAGAGUUCCUGGAAAGUCUCAGAACAGUGGUGGGAGGAAUGGCGGCAGCGGUGGUGAAAGGCGGAGCCGUUGGGUGGUUAAAGUUGAUAAAUGCACAGGCGAAGAACAUGUUUUUCGGAUCAAAUUACCAGGUGGUAGGGCUGUGAAAGCUUAAGCGUU